Molecule: messenger RNA, 19107 nt
Organism: Spirometra erinaceieuropaei
Lineage: Eukaryota; Metazoa; Platyhelminthes; Cestoda; Diphyllobothriidea; Diphyllobothriidae
Source: the annotation of a GenBank genome assembly
AUGCGUGUCGCAGUCCUUGUCUUCACUUGUUUGGUCCUGACUGCGGGAUUUAUUCAGGCCCAGGACAUCGUUCCGAACCUGAAGGAUGAAACAAAUCUCAUGAGCUCAGAAUACGAUGUUGUUGUCUUAAUUAAUGAUAACAUUGAAGGACUAGGAGGUGCUCUCACAGACAUUGAAAAUGAGCUAAAACAGUAUAAAAUGGUAAGUUAUUUUUUGAAACUGAAUGUCCUUGUCUCUCGCACUUAAACAUCUUUCUGCUCGUUUUUACGCAUCAUGCCGGCCACUGGCAUACGGUGCGUUGCAGAUGCCUCAGAAAUCUGCCUCGUUAUGAACAUAUAUUCAUGCUCUUAUCACUUUGUGGUAUUGUGGCGGAUACCGUUCCUUGACACCAUCUGCUUAUUGACGACUUUUGUAGUUAAAGGUUAUAAUUUUGUUCAUGAAUGCCCCGUUUCUGAUGCAGCUGUUGUGUUCUCAAGUUUUUGUGAUAGGCAUUACACAUGCCAAGUAGUAGAACGGCUGUUUUUUGGACGACUCCAGUCAGUCCUUCUCCUGCUGUUUAAAUACAUCCUAGUCGAAAGACGGGGACUUAAACCUGGUAAAAAGGAGGUCAGAUAAAUUGUGUAUAUCUGCGGGGUAGUCAUCCGAUGUUUGCCAUACUGAUUGCUCAUGAAAUCCUGCUUGGACAGUCAGCCUACUGUAGCAGAUUUGAUGAAUUGCACACGUUUUAGUAAACUGGCCGGCAGCUUGGUCCGAAAGUGCCUAAACCCACGACUCCCGGUGCGGCGCUUCGUAACUCAGGUGGUUCGAAAGUUUGCUGUAGUCAAAUCUUGCAUUUUUCUGUCGUGGUUUCGAAUCCAGUUGAGGCUGCCGAAUUCCUUGCAAAUGGGUCGGAUGAGUGAUGCAAAUCUGUCAUAAGCACUCAUAAAAGAUAAUUUUGCACUUUUAACUAUCUUCCUUGAUUCAGAACAUUAACAAUUUUUUUCAAUGACUAGUUGAACCAGAAACUUGGCUCGAAAACUGAAGUCGUCCCCUUCCUCAAACACCCUUCAAAGCGCCUGGUAAAUUAAUGAAAACUUUUUAAAAAAGACCUUUUACAUUGUUACCAUUUCACUAUUAUGUGGAUCAUUUUAAUCUAUUCAAGCGCGCGCUAUGCAUAUUUGCAUGUCAUCAACUUCUGUUCAUGUGUCAAAAUUUCCUCACAAAAGAUCAGCGCAUUCCGAAAGUUUUCUGCAAAAAUUAGGCACAGGAUUUUAAAUUUGUUCAUCUUUACUACUUAAACAUCUGACGCUUUUUCUAGAUUUACUCACCUACUGGAGCUCUUAAUCAGGAUACGACGGACAGUCGAUACUUGUACAACGCAGCUAGGAAGGCAAUUGAAUUGUAAGUUCGUAUUGAAUGAAAGAGUCAACGUUUUCUGUUCCUACUAGCAGCUCCUGAAAGUUUACUCUUGCAGCUCUAUGCUAGAGUUUCCGUUAGGAAUGUAUGGUCACUCUCAGUGAAACCGGUGGCUAUUAUAUUGAGUGGCCGAUCACAUGAAAUGUUUGCCAAAAUUCUGAAAUGCGUCUUCGACUGGGAAGGACUACUUAGAUGGAGUUAUAAUACUGAUUAUCAUACGGCACAGUCCCAUAAUAUUUCGGACUUGGCAGGAUGUCGGCUUUUGAAUGCACUUCUUUUCAAUCUCCUUUAGAAACCGUGCCUGGUAAAGAGUGACUACUUAAAUAGCGUGCAUUUUUCAAAUUGGUUUUCAAUGGUUUUAUAAACUCAAAUAUAUUUUAUAAAAAAACAUGAACAAAGAUAUUUUUCUUUCGCUCGUUUGACAGAGAAUCAUGUCAUCUUCGUACUUUACACUCGAAGAAUGAAUGUAAUAAGGUUUUAGAUACUUUCUAAUUAUGAGACUUUUUAAGACCGUACAAUGUCCAUUCAUACAGUAUCGUACCUGUCCGUUUACCGCUGCUCUUCAUGAAAUUUACAACAUAGUCCGCAUCCAUUGCAAAAUUUUAUGGACCCAAUAUGGUAUCUUUUUAAAGGCAUAAAAGAAUAUGUGAGUUUCCUCACGCGGAACGCACGCACCUUGUAGACUGAAAUAACUAGGUGCUAGUGCAACGACUGAUUAGGCUCCAAAUUAUUCGGGAAUCAGAAAACUUUUUAAAACCUAAUUUUACUCCUUCUUCGAGCGUAAAAUAUGAAGAUGACGCGAUUCUUUACCAAACGAACGAAAAAAUAUUUUUGUUUAUAUUUUUCAUAAAAUAUAUUUGAGUUUUUAGGACCAUCGAAAAUCGAUGCGAAAAAUGCAUCCUCUUUAAGUAGUCAUUCUUUACCAGGCACGGUUUCUACAGGGCAUUGAAAAGGGGUACAUUCAAUAACCUACAUCCCGCCAAGUUCGAAAUCUUAUAGGGCUGUGCCGUAUGACAAUCAGUAUUAAAACUCCAUCUAAGUAAUCCUUCCCAAUCGCAGACGCAUUUCAGAAUUUUGGCCGACAUUUUAUGUGGUCGUCCACUCACUGCAAGUCAUGCUGUCGAUCAGCCAGCUCAAAAUAGCAUAUCUUAAUCCCAAAAUAUUUUUCUCCUGAUGAAUUUAUUCGAUGGAAAUAAGCUCUUUCGUCCACCUCCCCAGCGCUGCUAACACAGGUUCAAGCAACUGGUAUCGAGAAACUCAAGUAAGGUUAUGCGAACGCUAUAAAGGUUUUAAAAUUUGCAUGAAGAAACCACUAAGCGAUCAUUUGAUACGGCCAUCUUACACUCCCGUGAGCUAAGAACACGUCGAAAUUAUGCUUCCAUUCAUUCAUAACAUUUGGAAAACCAAGAACGAUUGACAGUAAUGAUGUCUGUUGUAACCAAUCAAAACGUGAUGGUGGCUCGCAGUAAGUGUUCAAAAGCUCAGACGGCAGACAAUCACUGAUUUUUGUCCCCUGUAGCAAGUCAACAGCUCUGCUCUACAGCUGGCGACAAUUUGAGCAACCAGUGUCAAGAACUUUAUGGUCUUAAGUUACCCAGUCUUGGGAAAGUUUUUUCAAACUUAGAGUCCAAUUAGCUGCAAUGCCCGUUUUUAAAUAGAUAUGUAUGUGAAGAAAAAGAAGUGCUGAUCGGAUCGAGGAAAUUGUCUUACUGACGCUUCAAAGAGCUUGGCCGGAUCUCCAUUAUCAAAGCGGUUAGUGCAAAAAUCGAUCAGAAUUUUAAAAAGGCAGCCGAAUUAGUUAACCUUGGGCUGAUCGAUGUUUUUCUUCUUUCGUUGCUUUGGCCUACUGGCCGUCGUUUGUGAGUGUUGGUGGCCUCCUGUGUUGCGUGACGUCACCUCAAUCGGGCCUAGCUGCGUUUGUGCUUCCUCUUUUGGGUGAAUUAGUCGACGGGCUGUGUUUACUCGGUAUUCUUAAGCUCCGCGUGACGUUCUAUCCUUGAGGCGCCCCGGCCUAAGGCGGCUGUUCCUCGAAAGUCAAAACUGUGGCCAGUUUCUCCGAUGUGAGUCGCAAGCUGUGAGAUAGGGUCUAUGUUACUACUCCUUAGGAUUGAUAACUGAAGUGCUACUUCAGCGAACAGAACACGUGGCGUUCACCAAGUACCAACCGAAGUUCAGGGCUCGCUACGUCCCCGAGUUGCCAGUUGGUGCUCAUGUGGGCGGGUCUGCAAUUUCCGUUUGUGCUCAGAUGCCAACUCCGUCAACAGGCUUCUAGACCUUUCUGCGGCCUAUAAAGUCAUACAUCACUACAUACGCCAUGACUAGAGCAAGACAGUCAUGCGGAACCAUAAGAAUACCGAGCAAACACAGCCCUUCGACUAUUUCGCCCAAAAAGGAUAACUACUGGUUCAGCCACAACUGCCGCAUGUGAAUGGUCAACACUGUCCUCAGAUUUGUGCGAAGCUUUCACCUCGUAUUUUGAUGGUAGGGGGCGCUCACCGAUCGUUCUUACGGAACUCACUCGUUUCGUUGUGCCUCAUGGGCUCUCUCUCUCGAGGCCAACCAGCAGCCGCACAGCGGCGCAUGAUAUAGGCAGAAUGUCAUUACAGACAAAGGCAAGGGAGACUGUCUCCCUUGUUUUUGUCGGUAAUAACAUUCUACCUCUUAUUUUUUGGCUGCCAUUCACCAGAUUACGACCCACUCUCCUCUACCGGAGGAGUUAAUGACGGUUGUGGUUUAUGGGCAGUCACAACGUUGGGGCAUCUUUUUGUCCUGACUUUGUCCUCUCACGCAUCGACCAGCAAAAUCAUGCUGGAAUCCGCUUUUGAGGAAUAAUUCCAAAGGCCGCCUAGUUUCUGUCCGAUUAUUUCCUCUUCCAGAGUGGAGGUCUCAGCUUUAUUUAAUCUUUAGAUGGUAGAGCUUUGUUUGUUGGAAAUGGGGAGCAAUGAAAUCAGUCUCAGAAAUACAUACAAGGAGCGUUUCCUGCUGCUAAUGAACUUGGUCUUUUGCUAAGCCCGUUUCUUGAAGUGCAGUUUUUGAACUUCAUUUAUGCUCAACACUGCCUGAUGGGAAGAUUAUGUUGCAUAGCACGAUCGGUGAGGCCCCAUCUGCGAUUGUUAAUGUAUCCGACCGCAGCUGACAAGACAACGAACCUGUGGCUCAACGGCUAGAGCGUUGGACUUCUAACCAAUAGGACUCGGGUCCGAGUGCCAGAGAUUACAAAAUCUAAGGUUGGGCAUGGCCGGCUAAUAGGCCAGAAAUAGCCAUUCCAUUCCCUCUUGCCACUGUCGGUAAUCCUAUUCUGUACACAUUGUCAGUUAAAGCAAAAAUAAGUGUCCCCUGACAAAUUUAAGAAUGCAAGGCGAUCCUGAAGGUUCCGAUACAGACAAGCCGCACGUAGACCCCUUAGCUGCUUUUCUUCUUUUUUUUUAAAAGUGAUUUUAUUCCCGGAAAAAAACGUGAUUUCGCGAUAGAUCUCUAAUUACCCUGAAACCAACUCAAGUACAUAAACCAAAACAGGCAAAUAGUAUUGAACAACCCUGAGUUAGAAAAAAACAGAAAAAAGGAAUAUUGAAGGUUUUAUUAUGUUGGUAGAAGCAGUAAUUUUCUCAAGAAUAACGAAGGUGUCAAAAGCUCGAAUGCUCGUGCCAAAUGAGUGAAUCUAAUUUGUAGAAGUAUAUAAAGACUGUCUAUGCGAAGAGGUGAGAAAGUAAAACGGAAAAAGCAAAAUAACUUUCGAAAAACUUUUGAAUAGUUAGCAGUGCAAAUGUCCUUAAAUAACUAAUAUGUCAUAUAGUAUGGCAGCUCGUCACCAAAAUUCGGUGAUCUGAUUCCGUUCUCCAUUGAACGAAAUGAAGCUGGCUAAGGCAAAGAGGAUAGAGUUUGAUUUUGACUUCACAGGAAUAAGAGUGUCUAAAAAGUCUCAUGUGGGAGUGCAGUAGAUGAUCAAUAAAUUAAAAUAUAACUAACAGCUGCAAAUACAAACAUACCGUUUUAUGUACAUUGGGUGAAUGCUGUUUCUGUAAAUUUGCUAUGUUCUUUCAAGACGUCCUUAAAUACUUUGCGACUUUCAGAAUUUUCGACCGUGUCCGUAAAAAUGGAUUAUUAAGUGUGAACUUGUAAAAACCUCAAAAAUAAGAUAGUCUCUUGCAAGUGUUUACAUAUGCUGUGAGCAAUCUUGCCUUCUAUUCCAUGUGAGUAGGGUUUGUACCAAACUGUAGGUCCAUCUAAACAUGAAACUUAAUUGCCAGACGAAAUAAACGGACGAAGAGGAGGGUCAUGAUAAAUAAGCUCUGGGUCAAGUGAAAGCCCUUCUCUGAUAAAUUAUCCCUCUAAAGAGUGUCUUACUGGCGGAAUUUACGAUUAAUGUCUAUGUCCCUCGCCUUUUCAAGAGCAGAGUCAAAGAAAGCCUUCGAGUACUUUCUCCGAUUAUGCAAUACCUCGAAAAAUACUAAUGACCGUGUAGUGACAUUUAAGUCCGUUUUGUUUUAAUCAGUUACAAUACGCUUUGUCACAACUUUGAAUAAGAAAAAGAACACGCACGUACACUUUUACCUGCUGACGACUUUGUUCUUAUUUACUAGUUUGUAACUAUUGGGAGAUACUGCUAUUUUCUCUUACCGGAUAGCCUACUCGCUGUGCCCAACUAGUAGGUUUGUCUCUUACAACCUUUCUGUGACAGACGAAAAAACUUUCUAUCGUCUUUAGGCUGCAGUCGUUUUCUUCAUUUUUGCUUACUUUUAGACAUGGUUCUUAGAUUUUGAGUGGUUUACAAAUGCUCUCUUGAGCGGCUAUGCUAGUGCUGUAGUAAUUCUUAAACAGCUUAUGUUGUUCUGGGCCUUUUCCAAAACUCUUAUUAACAGGACUUAGACAGCGCAAACAAUACUCUGCCCAGUAGCCAAAAUAGCUGCACUAUAGGCCCCCUUUUCGCCUAUACUCAUGGAAUGUACGGGUGGGGUUAAACAAAGGUAACUCGUGGGCGUCUUGACUGGUUUUUCGACAAAACAUUGAAUAGAUUCGUAAAUGGAAAUUUUUCAAGAAUAAGGAACUUCUGUAUAUUUGAAAGUGGCGUGCCUAUUCACAUCUCGCCGCACUGGACUUAGGCAGGCUUACAAAGAACGUCUAGAGUUAGCGAAAAUUGUCUUGGCAAACAUUUCUUGUUCUGGACUGAUAACUUCGACCAGAGAGGCACACGCAGAUAUGCAGAUGUAGUCUAUGACAGUUGUCGACAUAGGAGAUGCAACGUUUUAUUUCGCCCACGAGUGCGAACGGUUUCACAGAGAAAAUAAUUUGGUAGAGGGGCGUUCAUCGAUCGUCCUUGCAGAACAUACUCGCUCCACUGUGCUUGACGGGCUCCCUCUCUCUUUCGAACCCAACCAGCAGCCGCACAGCGGCGCAUGAUAUAGGCAGAAUGAUAUUACCGGCAAAGACAAGGGAGGCUGGAAUGACCACUUCUGGCUUAUUAGCUGUCGUCAGCCAGUCAUAAUCGACCCCGAAGUGUGGAACACCUAGGGCUCGAACUCGCGACCUGUUAAUUAGAAGUCCAAUGCUUCUAACCACUGAACCACAGGCCCUUUGUCCUGCUGGUUUCGAUAGGAAAUAUAUAAAUCUGAAGUUUAAGCUUGGCAUUGUACAAGUCCCUUUUUGGUACGCGUAAAAUAUAACAUUUAAAAUGAAUGCUAUUUGAGAAACCUCGAACUAAUCAUUCGAAUUCCGCUUAUCGCGUUUGAGCAGUUUGGUCAACCCGAGACAUUCAUGCGGGCUUUAAGCAACAACAUAUAUACAGACAACGGUUACCGUACAUUGUUCCUCGACGCAACUAUGCUGCUUAGUUUUGUUUUUUAAUUUUGUCUUUCACCCAUUACGGUUUUUUCUGACUUUCACAGAGUUAUUAAACAGGGUCUGAGAAAACCUCUUUUGGUGCUGGGUCCAUUCGCGAGUGCUCCCCGCAACAACUCCCAAAUUGAGCACACUUGGCUACGAACUCCACACUCUACGCUGAUAGCCUUAUUGGGUGCCCUUCAAGCGUAUUAUGUGGUAAGUCUGUAUUCUACUCUGCCUUCAAAGAACCAUCCAAGAUGACUGUUUGCCUAAGCAGUCUUCAAUGAGGUUAUCAUACAGACCAUUUAGUUUUCGCUUCUGAUUCGUUGAUUUAUGUACUCGGAGGAGGUAACCCAUGUCUCACGUUUCUUCCGAAGGUCCUGGAUACCACACUACUCCCAUGUUAAAACGAAUGUUUAUGCAGUCCUCUCAUCAGAAAUAUCGCCAAAGUUAUUCUUUCUUCAAGAAUAACUUUUCUAAGAUUAAAUAGAUUCAGGGGUAAAAGCAAAAGUCAGGAAAGCAUGGUUUGCCAAUAAAAGUGAAGAGACGAGCCCCAGGACGCAGUCGCGAAGAAGAUGCAAUCGUUGGGACAAGAACUUUAUUCGCCUGACGGCUCGGAUUUCUGCUCGAACCUAUCACCCGUAGCUGCUGUUGUUUUUGAUGAUGGGUUCGAACAGGAAUCCGAAACGUCAGACCAAUAAAGCUCUUGCUCCAGCGAUCGUGCCUCCUUCUUCAUAACAUGGUUUGAUAGUAUUUAUAUAAGGAAUUCUUUUUCGAAAGGCAUCCACGAGUAGUGGCCGAUGUUUCAUUAUUUUUGACCCGCAAAAUGCCAAAUGCACCUCUCUUUUACGAAAGAUUUAAUUAUACUUCGAAAUACCCGGCUCUACUGCGCUUCAUCUUGCACUUUACGUGAGACUUCGAGCGGUCAGAAAUUUAGUAUUUACAAAUUACUGAUCGACAAAACUUCUUCUAAAUGGAUAAGCCCGAAAAACUACUACAAAUAUAAACGUAGUUUGGAAAUUUUUGAAAUUUGAACCUUUUCAAAGGACGUCAGAAAUUUAACCAAAAGCCUCUCAACUUUACAUUCACCCAUUUCUGCUAGUGUCUGUGACUAAAAACCCCCGACCUUUAAACUUCAUGGAGAAGAGGUCCCAGGCUGUUCAUUGUUACCGCUUUAGUUCGCCCUCAGUGAACCAGAAAAUUGUUUUAUAUUUCAUUUUUUUCUUGACAUCUGGAGCGCCAUUACGUGUUUUAUUGGUAUGUUAUUUGCCUCUGGAAGAACAGACAUGAUUUUUUUAGCGGAGUGCUUAUUCUUGUUUUUAGCCUCUCACGACGCGACAGCUCCGAAAGGACUCGUUCCCGAAAUACGACCUUUUGGGCUUCUUCAAUGGAACCGAGAAUAUCGUUAAGAUUGCUGCAAAGAUUGAAACUGCACGAUAUGUCACAAGAGACAUCUGUGGCACAGACGAGGAGCGAAUGACGGCCAUAGCAGCUUACGACUACAUAAAAGAUGCCUUCAAAAACUCAAAAGUAACAGUCGGACAUGUUGAUAUUAAUCCGGAUAUUUACCGCAUGAUUGCUUCUGUCAACCGUGCUGUAAACAGUAAGUCGAUUUUUUACAAUUUAGGCGAUUACUAUGUUUUGCGAUAUUUUGGACUUAGUUUUUUCCUGGUUAUCCUGACGUAAAACACAAAUUAACCAAGCGCUAGCGUGAGUCGAGAGCUGCUUGAGUCAUGGGUUAUUGCCCCCCGGUCUAUUAAAGGGCGCAACGACCUCCUCCUUCCAUAUUCACCUGCUGAGGCUUCGCCUAGGCGGAGUAAUUAACUAUGCGGGAGCGCACAGACGAACAAUGUUCUCAACGCCAGUGUCCAUGGAUUAGAUGAUCGAGCAAUCAUCAGACCGACAGUUCGGCUGUCAUUUUCGACGAUUUCCACCGUGUGCUCCACAACAAGGUGAGAGCAGGGACGGUGACUUGUACGUGAAUUAGUUUAUAGUGAUAAUAGACAUGUUGAGAUCAGGCGUAGAGAUAGUAAGUACUCUGGGUGCUACCAUUAUCGGAUCGGAUCCCCAGCUGUAGGGAGAAGAAAAAAGGGACCAGAAUGAGGGGUUUAUUGUGCACAGAACCCGGAGUUGUCCUCUCAGGCGGCAGUGGCCACUGGCGAAGCCAGGACUGGUGUUGACUGCGUCUAGUCAGGCCUGAGAUAGUGGUGGCAGCCGCUCUUGUAGGCUCGUGGGCCAAGCUCAAGUGGUGUCCAGUCAGUGUGUUGCAUUUGUUGAGGGGUGGUGUCCCAGUGGCCUGUUUUGCGGGUUUCAGGGGUUGGCGCGUUCAAGUGGCCGCAUGGGCAGCUGUGACUGCGCGGGCGGACGCAGGUAUGCCCGAGCUGUUGGUCGUGUGACUUCGGGUCGGCUCGUCUGGGACGGCUCGCUGCAAGGGGUGAAUGACCUUGAGGCAGCGAAGCCUUGAACAAUGACGCCAGACCAGUCACGAUGGCUGGCCACUACAGACUUGCAUGGCCUCUACACCACUCUCUCCUCCUCCACCUGGACCCGGUGUAAAGACUGAGUCACGAAGACCGGAGGCGGGGGAGGGCGCAGGUGGAUGGCACGGCUGGACCCGCAUCUUGGCGUCCCACUCCACACCCCUGGUCCACAACAUACACUUGACCGGGAUUUGUCACCAACACCAAAAACCCGACAGGGGUCAGAAUGCGACGAGGAUGAUGACUGGACAGCCAUGCCCACAGCCUGGUACCCAGCGGGAGCGCAAGCGCAUCAACCGGCAUGGAACCAGGUGUCAGGGAACUGUCAGCCCAUACCAGGCUGCGAGGGCCAUUGUUUGCUGAUGCUGGCAUAGACCUUACUGGCUUUCAGACAUUUUGACCAAUCAUCACAUUAACACCCAACAUCCGUGGUGAAAUCGCAAUGACUGACGACGCGAAUGUCGGUCAAAGAACGGUCAGCAUAUUAAGUCCAACAAUCCCAAAUGAUGGGGGGAGCCGGGAAUCUUCAUAAGUAUGCGGUAACAGGGCAAGUAAAUCCUAUAAGCAAUGCAGCCCCGUCUCUGCUACUGUCUCUGAUGAUGGUUUCGAGCAGGAAUCUGAAGGGUCAGACGAAUAAAGCUCUUGUUCCAGCGAUUGUACCUUCUUUCCGAUUUCUUCCUGGAACUCUCCUCUUCGUCCCUAUUAGCAAUCGAUGCCGCUCACUCUUCACGAGAAUAAACUGCACCUCACUUUCACUGCCGUCGCUAAAACUUGCAUAUGAGUUAGAUUUCCAGCGGUAAACUACUAUUUUUUCUGUCUGUGUUAUGGGUUUGUCAAACUCCGUCUUCUCACUGACUAUGUUCCACCAAGUAACUAGCUGUACUCUGUAUCCAUUAGCUGUUUAAACUAGGAUAAAACCGAUCCGCGCUAGAAAACCUUCAUAUUUUCUCAGAGGCUGGUUUGAAGGCUGAUAUUUUCUCAAAAUUUGUGUAACUGCUCACAUAUUUAUCGGCCUUAUGCCUGUUUAAUUGCAUUAUUUUUGGUUUUGCGAACUAGUUGGAUUACAAACUGACCCUAAUUUUCGGCUUACAGUCAUACUCUGGAUAUUUAAUAAAAAUAACUUUUACUUAACUGAUUUCAGUAAAAUAAUAAAACACAGUUGGCCGGACGCGUCUUGUUGAAACGGGCAUCUAUCUGUGCAUACAUCGCAUCUUUUGAUUCUGUGAACAAGGAUGAUUUAGCCCUGGAUAUAUAUAACUGAGUUGUAUUUCAGCUUCGAACUGAAACCUUAGAACAUUAAAUACGCGAGUAGUCGUGUAUUAUGCGUUCUUCUAUACACCGGACUAGAGUAUCCAGUCGGUGCGAAUUUAUUUUCCCAUCAGAAAUAUUGGACUUACAAUCAUCGGAUAUGAAAGAUUAAAGUUCGGAAUUUGGGUGCGUAAGAUCGGAUGGAUUUAAGAAGACUUCGAGUAAACCACUUAGGCCUCGAGGCGUUAAGAGUUACUUUACAAUUAUUUUGAAAUUGCUUUUUUGUCCAAACGAAUGAUAAUUGUCCCCAGGCACGCUGUUAGCUAAGAAAAUAGGGUUUAUCUCAUCUGAAAAUAAGCAUUCACAGAAAAUCCGGCAAAACAACCGAAGGCGCUUUGCUACCACCUCUACAAUGUCCAACACGUGCAAUUAUGUUUAUCUUGUGCCACCAUUAAGACACCAAAUACGAUGCUCGCUACGUCACCCUGGAAUACCGUUCUCCAACUGAGACUGCGGUGGACAAAGAACUCUACUUCGUCGGCAAGGGCAUCACCUUCGACACCGGCGGCGCAAGUAUUAAGACAGGCGGAAACAUGCUCUUCAUGCAUAACGACAAGUGCGGAGCGGCCAGUGUUGCCGGUUUCUUCAAGGCUCUGGAUCUGUUAGAGCCGAAAAAGUUGAACGCUCACGGCAAAAUGGCUUUCGUGCGCAACGGCCUUGGCGCGGACAUGUACCUUGUGGAUGAAAUCAUUAAAUCCAAGGCGGGCAUCCGUAGUCGUAUCGGAAGCACUGAUGCCGAGGGUCGCAACGUCAUGGUGGACCUCAUCACAGACUGCAUAGAAGAUGUAAGUUUUUGUUUCCCCUCCCCGUAAACUUAAAGGGCUGAGGAGAAAGUGAUAUGAGAGUGGUUAAGAGAAAGGACCGGGGAUCAGAGAAACGACUCUGUCUCGAAUUCCUCAUUACACCCUUCUGAUAUGUCAAAAUGUGCAAUCUUUAGGGACAGUUUGUCAUUCACAUAGGUGGUUUUUUCAAUCUUGAGCGCACUUAAUGACAAAAAGGGUGCCUGAAACAUCCCUUGCAACUGUAACCAACGCAGGUGGAAGGCUUAGGAGUCUGUUUCUGUCAACCGAUUUCAAUCACACACACAGUUAAACAUUUCUGAACUCACGAGAAUCCUUGUUAUGCAUUGUUUCAGGUUGUUGGGAAUGUUAUCAUACAUAGGUUGCCGAUAGUUCGAUAGAUUUUUUUUCCUUUCACUUUUAAUACAAUGGAAUAAGAAUAGCUUAAGUCAUGAACAGCACGAUGGGGCAGCCCUACAUGAUCAUCGUGAUGUAAGAUGCUUGUUUGUUGGAAUCUUUUCAAACAGGUCGAUUGGGAGAAGGGACCACACGAAGUUCCCGCCUUACCGAUCAGACCCCACACGUCUGGACUUUGUAUUGAGGCCCUUAAAAAUAAAGUCUGCCCUAAAAAAUCAACAAUGUCGCCAUUAAACAAUGAUCACACUGUUUUAAAAUAGCAGGAGGACGUGGGCCACAGCGGACAGCAGUUUGAAAACAAACUUUGACAAAACAAAUUAAUAAUGGCUGAAACUUAUAUUGAAUUUUGAACAGGAAAAGCACCAUAAGAAACAGUGGAUCCAUGAUAAUUAAAGGCCUGUACACUUUUCGGUUUAUAACCUCCGCAAAAAUUACCAAAAUAAAUCGGAGAAAAUCAGCAGAAAUGAAGCGUUUUAGGCUCGGUCCGAAAGGUACUAUGAAUAUUUGAGCAGAAAUACAUCAGCUUCAGCAGCAUAACCGCUCAAUAUUUAUGGAUAACCAACGGACCUUGCGGAAGCGAAUGUAAGAUUUGGUGAACAUGUUUGAUUUUUUUCUUAAAAUAAGCUAACUGUCGAAUUCAAAAUCUAGAUUAAAAAUCUGACAGCGAAGGAUGCUCGAAAGAAAGCCCAUAUACUCACAGUUGCUACCCUCACAGGACACGUUGGUCUGGCCUUCGGCAAGUUGACGGUAAGUCAACCGUUUAAAUUUCCUUCCUUAACUGCAUCCUAGCCUGCAGAAAUUUUCGCUUUUGCUUCGAUGGCACCUCAUGGUAAAAUUGAAAAUGAGUAGAAAAUUGUGUCAACUGAAUUCUCGUAACUUACCGUAGUGUUUGUAAAUUGUAAAACCACCAAAAGUACGUAAUGUAUCCUUGCCUAACAAAGGCAGGGCGAAAUACCGUCUUUCAGAAAGUGAAUUAUGGCGUGCCUUCGAAUUCCAAAUUGCAGCGACGUAAGGCCGUCUGAAAACCACCCGCAAAACUUACUUCUCGGCAGUCACUCUAAUAAAAAUCUGCUUUGAUGCCGGCAUUUGAAAACGGAGUUAAGGCGUAGGCUGUUUGAUUUGGUAUAUUUCUCUGUAGUCUUCCGUAAGUGACCGUGAAUGUCUAGAGAAGAAGUUAAUAGUGCACUUUAAGUGGACUACUUUCUAUUUUUAUUCCUCGUCUAUUCGUAUUAGGACUUUAGUACUUCCUUGACCGAUAUUUGACAGUCAGUUUGCGAAUUUAAUUCGGAUGAAUGAAUUUUUUCCUGAUGCACCAUCAGUUUACGAAUUCAUAUGCAGUCUUCGAUGACUGAGAAAGGGUAAACAACUUUGUCAGAACUGAAUAUACACGCUGUCAAAGUACACAGUCUGGGUCUUUAUCAUGUUUUAACCUGAAACACCCGAUUCGGACGCAACUUGUCAGCAUGCUAUUCUACAUCUCGAGGAACGAGAGGCUUAGGAUUUUUAAAUUCGAGUGCCUGAAUAAGUCAGCAUUUGCGGAUGGCCGAGACCCCCUCAACCAGAGACCACCCUGGCUGUGUGACGCACGCCACCCUGACCGAAGGUUACACACUACAGGCCCUAACAGUUCUGUAGAGUCCAGUAGAGGGCAAAAUAUGAUGAAAGCAUGCUUUCUUCCUCACGAGGCCGAACAUCAUCAGUGGCGGAGGAGCUUGGCUUUGUUGAUGAGGAUGACAUUGUUGGGUGCAUUCGCCGUCCGGAAAUUGGUCUUGUGGUCGUAGUUAACUGUGAAAUGUUUCUAGUCUGUGGGAAUGACGUCUGCUGGUUCGUUCCAUAACUUCACAGUGAUCGUUUUGCAUCGAUUCCCCCGGAGGCCUCGGAGACGAUCAGUAAGUAGGGACCGUUUGCUCCAAGAUAGCGACCAUACACUCAUCUAUUGUAUUAUGGUCUGAACCGAAUGCCUGUGACCCUGACCUUCCUGGUUACCUGGAUUAGUUCCCUUCACAGUUCCUCUUUUGGCAUGAUGACCAGCUUGGUGACAGUGAUCGCCGAAUUUCAUGGGUAUCACGACUAUCUUGAAAACUAGUCUGUUUCUAUUUAUCCUGUGUUUAUGUUAUAGGCCGUUAUGGACAAUGGACCAGCCAGAAAGACUGGUGAAUCAUUCAAGCUGCGCGAUGGUGGCGCACUGAUCGCUGACAUCACCGAGGUGAGUAUUUAUGAUGCGAAAGCGUUCAUUUGUAGCUUUUGUGCGUAUCCGUUGUGAGCAAAUAAGAAAACAGUUUGUGUGAAAAAGGAAAUGCUAAGCGCUGAUACAAGAAUUGCUCUCUGCUAAAUUUUUCGAUCCUCAUUCGAAAGCAUAAUCAGAGACAGUGGCAGAUAAAAGUACAGUAUUUAUAGGAUGGAGCUCUCAUUUCGGCAGCUGCAUCUGCUGCUUCUUGGACAUCGGCAUUCCGAUUGCAUCGACCGACAAUUUAAUCCGCUGGUAGUUAAAUUCUACUUAUAAACUUUAAUUAAGGUAGAAUGUGGUUUGGUAGCCCCAUCUAGUGGACACAACACUGUUGGGGUUGGGGUUAAGGGUUUGGGGUUAGGGUAAGGGGUUAGCGUUUAGGAUUAGGUGGUAUAGUUAGAGGUUAGGGUUAGGCUUCGGGGUUGGCGCAACUAUUUCCCAACCAUUCAAAGUACAACCGCGCAUUCCCAAUAGCUUUUCUUUUGCAUACAACUACUUGACCUCGUUGCCCGUGUGUUCCAUGGCCUCACUUGUAAAAUCCCUAUUACCACCGGUCCCGUAUUAGAGGUGACUAGGGUUUGUUUACUUCAGGUGGUGCUACAUAACUUCAUUCGACCUUAAUUAAUAACUGUAGUGAAGAGUCCCUUGUAACUUCUAUCAAGUACUUACAGUUUUUCUCAGUGGUUUAGUUAUUUGUUUCUCAUGUAUGCCUGCGGACAACUAAAGGAUCCAAAAAUUUCCAUGAAGAAAUUCAGAAGACCAUUCGACGAAGACAGGCAGGUUUUUGGUGAAUUUUCAUAGGGAAAUAGGUGCAAAGUAAAACUUAUGAGCUAUAAGAGAAAUCGAUUACGGUUCGUCUUUUCACAAGAGUGGGGGCGUGGAACAGGUGGCAGAGAGGAGGCAGAAUGUGUCAGUGAUGGCAGAAGCGACUGCCAUUAGGCUACGGAGGCCGGUCCCAUGCGCGCAGAAGAACCACCCCCACGCUCAGCGUCUACCGUGGCCAAAGAUCGAUUAAUUGCAGGCAUGUCUCCGCGCCCCCGUUCCUCCCCUCCCUCUGGGACACGGCUUCACCUAACCUUCACUGCCACUUAUUGCCUCCUCCCCCCUCCCAUUCACACACCCCGCUUGUAUGAAAAGACGAAUAGUAAUCGAUUUCUUUCGUCCCUCACAUCUUUUACUUUGCAUCUCGUUCCCACAUAAUUGUACUGGCCCGACGAGGAUUUAUCAAAAGCACGCGCAUGCCCGCCAUAUAAAGGAUUUUCGAAGGAUUUUCUUCAACCGGAUCCCGUCCCCACUGGUCGAGCCUGGUCGGGAGAAGAAGUACGUUAAGCGCAUUUGCGUCUCCAUCGAGCUGCCACGAUCAUGGCGGGGGUUGGUUAAGAUCCCGGAAGCCGUGCUCUCCGCGACCGUGAGACUGUCAGGGUUAUUUCUGACCUGUUUGCGGCCUUCCUGCGGUAUAUUUUGAGCCCCGCACCGUAUUAGAUCGAGGAUACUUGCAGCAUGCGACGGUUACACUUCCCGAUAUAUCCUUAUUAAGAAGCAGAAGAAGUUCUUCCCCUUGUGCGCAGGGACCCAAGACGUUGUAUUCAGAGUGGUCGGAUUUUGUGCGAACAAUCACUAACAGUAAGGUGAUACCAGACACGACAGAGGUGUGAGAAUGACCAGCCAUGACUCAUUUUUGACCGUCAACCUGCAGCAAUGAACCGACGUUUAAUGGGACUUGGGUUUUAAUCCCAUACAUUCCUUUGUGUCACAGUAGGUAGUCUUUAUACCUUCUUGCAUCUGGUUGUGGCCUUCGCAACUUCUCUGUCCUCGCCAACGCGCCAGUCCAUUAGACAUUCAGCCAGUUCCAAUUUUUAAAUGAGGAAAAAGAACCUUCCGAAUGCCAAAAAAUACACUUUUAACCUGUAGUAAACGUCUGCGCACACGAACUCCAUGCGGUACUGGUUUACUAAGCAUUAGGAUCGAGUAAUUGUCUUUAACUGAAAAACAAUUUUAACCCAGACAAGAGUGGCAGGGAUGGAUUUUUUGAUUAAUUUUCCCUCGAGUACCAGUUAACUCAAUUCCACCAGGGAGAGCCUUCGAUGUGAGUUCAUGAUCUGUCAGUCCUUGGACUCAAGACUGUGUUAGUCACGACAUGAGCUCCUGUUCGGAUGGCUUCCGUCGAGAAAAAAAUAAAUUAAAGUUGGUCCGAAUCCAACACUCUAACUUUACUGUAGGACCGCAUAUGAACAUUGAAAUACAUUGGUGACAGCCCACGGGAUUCGAAAGCAGAGCCCAGGACAAAACGGCACACCCAUAUGUCGUCCCGCAAACCGGCCAGAUCUGCAGACGCAGGGGAGUUUGGCCAAAUAGGUCUGUUGAAAAUAUCCUUCACGCAAUUGAAAACCACAAUUUCACGAUAACCCCAUAAAACAAGCGGCAACGGUAGGGUUUAGGACCCCCAGCAACCUGAGGUAGCCUGUGAACCGUGUAAUACGUUGAAUGAUGGUAGGGAGAUUUUUACGGGAGUGGCGACGCCAGGACGAAUAGCGGGCAGAAUGCCUGCCGAAAGUCUAAUCGUAUGCCGUAACAUGGCAAAGAAAGUGAGUGCGGUGAUUUUAAAAGAAUUGACAAAAAACAAUUUUCGUAAAAUAACGAACUUUAAGUAAGCAGCUGAUGGCAAGUUUACAUUCAGUCAGACAGUUAAGGGUAUUUAAGCAAAACGAAUGGCGGAUAAUAAGUCAUGUGUACAGUCACACGGAAUUGGAGUUUCCUGCUACGUGGGGUCCCACACCCUACCGUUAUCGAAUAAGCGCUUAAAUCAGUAAAAAGUUAUUGAGAAACAAUGGAAAACGCCACUAUGACAAGACAAAUAAGGUUGGGACCGGUUGUUUUCUAAACUGAUAUCUAAAAUGAUCUUCAUUUGACACCACCUAACCGCACACUUUCAGAUCUCCAGCCUUCGACGAGAAGAUUACGAAGUCUGCUACCCCGUGUCGGAGUACGAGGACCUGCAACAGCGAAAUACACAUGCUAAUACGAUUAAGUAUCGUGGACAUCAGUAUCCGGCUGCAUGGAUGAUCAUGGCCAGUGGCCUGAGCAAAGUGAGUCAACUGUUUGCUCUUUAACUGACCCACGUAAGACGGUCUCCAGAUGGUCGUCUUCCGCAAAUUAGACUCCUGCGGCAAAUUGUUGACACAAAGAGGUCGUAAAAUUGCACUUUUAGGCGGUCCAUAGGUGUUUUGAACUCGCGUCGUCUGGUGAGACCUUCUUGCGCAGGUGGCUAGCACGUUGGCUGUACCAUAGCCUUCCUCUUACUGUUGUGGGUUCGAAUCCCACCGAGGCACCGAGUUUUUCACAAUAGAUGAAGACGAUGUGCCAUAUAUUGCGUCCUGAGGACCAGCAUAUUCCAUUCGUGUCAGCAGCGACAGAGAGGGUACAUUUACUUCAAGCUGUCAGGUUAGCACACUAACGCGUCUACCCCCGCAACGGCCUACGGUGAAGGUGUGUUGGCCUACAACGGGAGCCAAAAUGGUUUUUAACAUGUGGUUAUCGGGCUUCCCUAGGUAUAUGCGUCCGGUUUUCCUUACACAGAGGCUUCCACAAGUCAUCCACCAUUAGAUACCAGUCUCAUCAUCAGUUGGUUGAGACUCAGACACUAUGAAAUCCAUUUCUACAAAAAACUACCACAUUCCUCGCCAGAGUAAAUCCGAUGGGCCUGAAUCUAUCACUAAGCCUUAAAAGUUGUGCCUAGGUUUCUUGAGUUCGGCUUACUAUCGAAGAAAAGUAAGUGCAAAAGGAGAGAAUAAGAUAGUUGCACCGAAAGUCUGCUUUCAUAGAGGGACGCUAACCGAUCGUGGUACGGAACUCACUCGUCCCAUUGGGUCUUACGGGCGCUCUCUCCCUCGAGCCCAACGGGCAGCUGCACAGCGAAGCAUAAUAUAUACAGAGUAGAAUUACCGACAAAGACAUGGGAGACUGAAGUGGUCAUUUCUGGUUUAGUAGUCUUCGUCAGCCAGUCAUACCCAAUCCCGAAGUGUGGAACGCCUGGGGCUCGAUCCCGUGAUGUGUGCGACCCGUUCCCUAGAAGUUAGACGCUUCAGAGAGAGAUAGAGCCCCAAGGCACAGCAGGACGAGUGAGUUCCGUAACACGAUCGGUGAACACCCCUCCACCCGUUCGCAACCGACAGAACAAUGAGCCCGUCGCUCAGUGGUUAGAGGCGUCGGACUUCUAACCAACAAGUCGAGGGAGCGAGCCUUAGGUGUUCCACAGUUCGGGGUUGGCUAUAACUGGCUGACAACAGCCAAUAAGCCAGAGAUGGCCAUUCCAGUCUCCCUUAUCUUUGUCGGUUAUGUCAUUCUUCCCAAAGUCUGCUUUCCCAUAAACACGGCCACAGGCAAUUCAUUUCUACGCCCACCUCAUGAGGCUUCCGUGAAGGUCGUCGCUCGUGAUCGUCGAACUGCCAGCUCUGAAUUGUUGAAGUUGUUUUUGAACUUGAUGCUGGCGCGAGUUAUUGUUGCGAGUUAUUGUUAUCUUGCCUUUCAGUAUUCCAACACAGCAGCGGAAGAAGAUCAGAUUAAGUACACCCACGUGGACGUAGCAUCCUCGGUUGGAGUCCACAAUUCCGAGGCCACGGGAAACCCUACUACCAUGUUUUUGAGCACCUACGUCCUGCCCGAAAUCCUCAAUGAAACCUCCUAG